AUGGCGAGACGUAAGAGAGUCCACCAGAAGCCUACUACGAUUGACAAGGGUAGGGAAGAUUUAGGGACUGAGGAAGUGGUUGGAGAAUCGCUGGUAAUUGAGAAUGAAGAACCUUCAACUGAGAUGGAGGACAUUUUCAAAGAUACCAUGGCUGAUUUCCCUGAGAUUGGAGGUUCGUUGAAAGGGGAUUUGAACAUGGAUAGGUCGGGGGUUUCUCGUUCUGGUUUUAAAUGGAGUGAGCAAGAAGAGUGCAACAACGAUUUUCUAAAUCAAGCCAAGGAUAAGUGGUCAUCGUUUAAAGAUUUGUUGCCGAAACAAGGGGGUGCUCGACUGCAAUUUGAAGAACCAUUAAUUCAAGAUGGCCAUCGAAUUGCUCAAGUGGAUUUGGAAGAAAUUGCUGUUGAAGCUUCUAUAUGGAACUCAGCUGUGGUAUGUAUGGUUUUAGGAGCUAAUCCCCCUUUUACAGUCUUUGAAGGGUUCAUAAAGAGAAUGUGGGGUAAACUGGGUAUCGAGAGGAUUGCGAGAUUAAAUGCAGGUCAUACUCUGGUUAAAUUCAGAGAUGAAGCUACUAGAGACUUGGUGUUAGAAAAUGGGGUUUUGCAUUUUGAUAGAAAACCAGUCAUUGUGAGACCAUGGACCACUGAAUUAGAUCAUAUGAGGUUAGUUAAAUCUGUACCGGUGUGGGUGAGACUACCUGGGUUGGGGUUACAGUAUUGGGGAACCAAGUGUUUGAGUGCUUUGGUUAGCACUCUUGGGAAACCAAUUCUUGUAGAUAAGGUUACAAAGGAUAGAUCUAUGAUGCAAUUUGCAAGGGUUUUAGUGGAGAUUGACAUAGCUGAUGAGGUCCCGAAAUCUAUUCAGCUUUUGAAUGAAAGAGGGCAAUUGAUGGAGCAAUUUGUUGAGUUUGAAUGGCUUCCAACACAGUGUAAGGUCUGCAAGGUGUAUGGCCAUACUGAAUCUUCUUGUAAUAAGAAAAAGGAGGUGAUUUGGAGACCAAAAGAACAGAACUCUGAAGGAGCUAACUUAGAUAAAUCUGCUGAAGGAGCAAAUCUGGGAAAAUUGGAGAUGCAGAAGGGUGCAAGUUCUUCAGAGCAAGCUAUUGAAUCUGGUUUCAAGACUAAACCGACUAAUAAUACUCUGGAGAAUUCAAAUGAUCAGCUGAAAACAAAUAUUAUUGAUGUAGCUACUAAUCAAGUGUCCAAGAUAGAUCAGGUGGCUGUUGACAGAGAAGUUUUAGACAGCAAUUUAGAUCGUGAGGGGGACUGGGUCACCCCUAGGAAAGUGGGUGGGAAGAAUUUGUUGGCUACCAAGGCUCAGAACAAAUUAAAAAACACUUAUAAUGUCUUACAGGACAAGAGACUGGAUGGUUCGAAAUUGGACUUCAGUGCAAACAAAAAAUCAAAUGGGGGAGUUCCAAAUUCUUAG
Messenger RNA from Humulus lupulus (European hop), 1425 nucleotides. RefSeq lists its product as uncharacterized. NCBI's taxonomy places the organism in Eukaryota, Viridiplantae, Streptophyta, Magnoliopsida, Rosales, Cannabaceae. The record is from RefSeq and is a predicted model, not a curated record. The coding region runs from base 1 to 1425 and encodes 474 amino acids. The transcript has a single exon.